Molecule: messenger RNA, 7339 nt
Organism: Conger conger (European conger)
Lineage: Eukaryota; Metazoa; Chordata; Actinopteri; Anguilliformes; Congridae
Product: solute carrier family 2, facilitated glucose transporter member 3-like
Exons: 11
Coding region: 338-1879 (513 amino acids)
Biological process (GO): response to insulin; monosaccharide transmembrane transport
Cellular component (GO): basolateral plasma membrane; apical plasma membrane
Molecular function (GO): hexose transmembrane transporter activity
Source: RefSeq, a predicted model, not a curated record
CUGCGAUACAGUCACAAGAUCAAUAAGGAAAAAAGGUGGUCACGCGUCGGUGCUGAAUUUAAUUCCCGAAAUUGAACACGUAUCUAUUCCAAAGCAAUUUAUAGCAUAAUAUACAGAAAAACGGCGAAGGAAGUGGAAGCUAGUGAGAACGCAGACUUCUGAUAUGCGGUGUGCUCUGUAGGAAUACCUUACGUUUCGUUGCAACUAGCAAAUUACGCGAAAACCUUUGAAAUUCUGGAAGCAUGCACAGAAACGAGUGUCUCUGAACCUUGACUGACUGGAUCUGGAAAGGCCUAAAAAAUCAAGCUCAGAACCGGCCAUUACCCAUUCAGAGAAGAUGGAAGGGGAGAAGAAAAAGCAAGUCACCUGUUUCCUAAUUUUCUCCAUAUCCACGGUUGUCAUCGGCUCCCUGCAGUUCGGCUACAAUACUGGGGUCAUCAAUGCUCCUGAGCAGAAACUACUGGCCUUUUUCAACAAGACUUGGGUUGAGAGAUACAAGGAGCCCAUUAGCCAGGGGGUGAGCACCACCAUCUGGAGUUUCUCUGUGGCCGUGUUCAGUGUUGGAGGCAUGGCAGGCUCAUUCAGUGUUGGGAUUAUGGCUGACACUUUUGGGAGGCGGAAAUCCAUGAUGUUGGCCAACAUCCUUGCCUUGAUUGGAGCAGCACUUAUGGGCUUCUCACUUUUGUGCAAGUCCUUUGAGAUGGUGAUUGCCGGGCGCCUGGUGAUCGGCCUGUUUUGCGGGCUGUGUACGGGGCUCACCCCCAUGUAUGUGGGGGAGGUCGCCCCCACAGACCUCCGGGGGGCCUUCGGAACCCUGCACCAGCUCGGGGUGGUCAUCGGCAUCCUGGUGGCGCAGAUCUUUGGCUUAGAGGCUCUGCUGGGCACAGACGAGCUCUGGUCUGUGCUGCUGGCCGUGACUGCCAUCCCAGCUGUGCUGCAGUGUGCACUGCUGCCAUUCUGCCCUGAGAGCCCCCGCUUCCUCCUCAUCAAACUCAACAAAGAGGAAGAGGCCCAGCGAGCCCUGGUGCGGCUGCGUGGGACUGAGGAUGUGAGCCAGGACAUGCAGGAGAUGAAGGAGGAGAGUUUGAAGAUGGCGAUGGAGAAGAAGGUGACCAUCCCCGAGCUGUUCCGCACUUCGGCCUACCGGCAGCCCCUCAUCAUCGCCGUCAUGCUCCAGCUCUCCCAGCAGCUCUCCGGGAUCAAUGCGGUUUUCUAUUACUCAACAGGUAUUUUUAAGUCUGCUGGUGUGACCAAACCCAUUUAUGCAACCAUUGGAGCUGGAAUAGUCAACACUGUUUUUACUGUGGUUUCUCUCUUUCUUGUGGAGCGGGCGGGGCGAAGGACCCUGCAUCUCCUGGGAUUGGGUGGGAUGGCCAUCAGUGCUCUGCUCAUGACCAUCGCCUUGCUGUUGAAGGAAAUCCCGUCGCUAAGCUACCUGAGCAUUGUGGCAGUGUUUGCGUUUGUGGCCAUGUUUGAGUUGGGGCCCGGGCCCAUCCCCUGGUUCAUCGUGGCCGAGCUCUUCUCCCAGGGGCCACGCCCUGCCGCAAUGGCCGUGGCCGGCUGCUCCAACUGGACCGCCAAUUUCAUUGUGGGCAUCAGCUUCCCGAAACUAGUGGAUUGGUGCCAUGAAUAUGUCUUCAUAAUCUUCAUGGUCUUCCUCAUCCUAUUCUUCAUCUUCACCUUCUUCUGUGUUCCUGAGACCAAAGGACGGACCUUCGAAGAAAUCGCCCGUAGUUUUGGGGGGGCCGCCUCUGCUUCGGCUCCGGCCCCAGCUCCAGAGGGCGCGGUCACGCUGCCUGCUUCACCCAGCAAAGAGAAGGUCCCCUUGGUGGGGGUCCAGGAGGAGGCCACCUCUGCCGAAUCCAGCUCCAAAGCUUAGGACGUACUUUUAGGAUGUUGUAGAUGCUAUUACAUCAAAGGGCAGGGGCUAAGACACAGAUACAGUUAUGGGGUGAAUCUGCUGAGGGCUAAACGACAUGGGAAAUAGUUCAGUAUUUGGACCUGCUUUAUAUACACCGAUCAGCCACAACAUUAAAACCACCUGCUUAAAUCAGUUUUUUCAUGAUUAAAAAUGUUUUAAACCGUAUAAACGUGUCUAUAAACACUUAAUAUUUAAUUACAUGAUAUGUGUACUUAUAUAAGCAGAUAAGCGAAUUUCCAAGAUUUCUAUUUUAAUUUAAAAAUGUAACUUUUAAAUGCAAUUCACUAAUUAUUAUCUGCUUGUGUAAGUGCACAUAUCAUCUAAUGAAAUAUUAAGUUUAUGCAGCAUUUUUAAACCAUUAAAAAAAAAAAAAGAAAUUUGGGAGUGGUAAGAUAAUAAAGAUGUGGCCCUUUUUUUGGUUUUUGGCCCUUACUACCCUUUGUUCCACCAGCCUGGAGACCCACGUUUUGAUUAGGCUUCAGCAUUAUCCCUGCCCUUUGCUGUACAGAGAGUGUAGGGGUGCAUUCAAUAUCCACAGGGGCUCCAAACAUUCUGACAGUUUUUGCACCUGAAAAGGUCAGUUCACUUGAAACAGCUUGCGCUUUGCAGCUGAAACCCUAAUGGCAGAACUCUUUAGCAGAUGUCAAAAUCAGCUCUGUGUUUGGAUCAGUGUUGCUCACACUUUAGAAUUGUAGCUCUGCCUAGUUCAUUGCUGUAAGGGACAUGAAAAGAACAUCCUGAGCACAUUUGCUAUUUUUAUAAAUAGCCGACAUGUAUAUUUGUAUUGUAUUUCAAAUGAAAUUGCGGCUAUAUUAGUGCUUAGGAAAUUCAUAUUACCCAGUGUCAACAGGCUGUUUUUAUUUCUUGAGGUGGUAAACCAGGUCGAAUCCUCUCUCUGCCUGGAGUAACUUUGCAGCUGAGUGUUCAAUUUGGAACUGUUCCGUGUAUUGAAUGCACCCCACGUCAGAUGUCUUUUAUACUGUCCCCUCCAAAGGUAUUGGAACAGCAAGGCCAAUUCCUUUGUUUUUGCAAUACACUCAAUACAUUUGGGGUUGAGAUAAAAAUAAUUUCAGCUUUUAUUUCCUGGUAUUUACACCUAGAUGUGUUAAACUACUUUGAACAUAGCACAUUUUGAUAUCAGACCACCCAAUUUUAGGUAAGCAAAACUAUUGGAACAGCGAUUAUUUCAGUAAAUGAAGGUAAAUAGCAGUUAAUAUUUGGUAUAAUAUUCCUUGCUUUCAUCAUGCCUGCAACCCAUUGACAUCACCAAACUGUUGCAUUCUUCUUUUGUGAGGCUUUUCCAGGCUUUUACUGCCGCCUCUUUCAGUUGUUGUUUGUUUCGGGGGGGGCUUUUCCUUCAAUCUCCACUUCAGGUGGUGAAAUACAUGCUCAGUUGGGUUAAGGUCUGGUGAUAGACUUGGCCAGUCUAAAACCUUCCACUUUUUCUCCCUAAUGAAGUCCUUUGCUGUGUUGGAAGUGUGUUUGGGGUCUUGCUCCAUGAUGAAAUUCUAACCCAAUUAGUUUGGACGCAUCAUGCGUUAUAUCAUCAAUAAAGAUUAGUGAGCCCACUCCAGAAACAGCCAUGCAAGCCUAAGCCAUGAUACUUCCUCCACCGUGCUUCACAGAUGAGCUUGUAUGUUUAGGAUCCCUUUUUUCGCCACACUAGCCUUUCCAUCACCUUGGUCUCAGUCCAUAAAACUUUGUUCCAGAACUUUUGUGGCUCAUCUCUGUACUUCAUUGCAAAUUGUGAUCUCACUUUUCGAUUCUUACUACAGAUGAGUGGUUUGCAUCCUGUGGUAUAGCUUCUAUAUUGCUGCUCUUUGUGAUGUCACUAACUGAUGUUUUGGGGGUUUACUUCACAGCUGUCAUCGACAGCUUCCUUGAUGUUUGAUGUCUGUUGCUCAGGCGGUUUCUUUCUUUUGCAGCACAUUCCAACUUGCUGUACAAGCUAUCCUCAAUGCUUGUGUAAUGGCUCUGAUCUCUUUUCUAAGCUUCAUGUUGGUUUAUAUUUUCUAACACAAAUGCAGUCUUCAGAGGCCAACCCCAAAGCUAAAACCAAGAGUAGACAUUCAGAACUAUUUAUUGUUUAACGAAUCAGUCUAAAAAUACACAUCUGGGCAACAAGAAACACCUGUCAGUCACAUGUUCCAAUGCUUUUUCUCACCUAAAAACUGGGUGGUCUGAUACAAAACAGGAUAUGUUCUAAGUUGUUUAACAAAUCUAAUUAAAAUUAUAUCAGGAAAUAAAAGCUGAAAUUAAGCUCUGUCAUCUCAUGUACAUCUUUUGACCUCAAACUCAAUUGUCUUCAAUGUACUAUAUGAAAAACAAAGGAAUUGACCUUGCUGUUCCAAUACUUGGAACUGUAUGUAUGGGACUGUAUGUAUGCCUGUUUUAGGCUGGUCUUCAAAAUCGUAAUGUUAUCGCCUAGCUUCUUUGGAAUCCAGAUCUAUCCAGAUUUCCUUUGUUGCAGAAGUUUGUUCUGGCAGCUUGUUGGGAAACAUUUUAGCUGUGAUCCAUUUUAUGUUAGCUCAUCCAGUUCUUUGGAUAUUAAUGCAGACACCAUGUUUGCAGGUGUGUUUACUGUACUGCAGUACCGUUUCUUUUCAAAAGAAUAAUAGCAGCUACUAAUAGCCACCUCGGGUCUCUACAUUAAGAUAAAUACCAAAAAAAAGUUUGAAGGGUUAAUUAGUGAAGUAGAUUUCGUUAAAGCAUAAAAGUAACAGAGCUCUCAGGUUAUGAGCUUCCAGGCAAGCCUUCAGCACAGCUGGGUAUGCCGUAACAGUUCUGUCCAGACUAAAGGAAGCCUGUAAAGUAUGGUUGUGUGUGCUACCAAAAACCUGCAGAUUGCUAAAGGAAACACAGUAAAAGAAAACUUGUUGAGGGGUUGAUUAUUUGUGUUGUGUGUAAAUGCUGAAUUGGCACUAUGGGCCAAGUUCACAGACACAGAUUAAGCCUAGGAGACUAAAUCAAUUUUGAAUUGAAUUUAUUAUGUGUAUUAGAUAUGAGGUUGUUUCAUCCUUGUGGCUUUCAGUCAUGUUUUAUAAAUCACUGUUUUUUGUGUCUUCUGAAUCCACUACCAAGGGCAGAUUUUGCGUUUAAAUGUCCCUGCAUGCUUAUGAAUUUUGAGUAGCAUUUUUCGUUGUGGUUAAAGUGAGCCAAGACAAUAAUCUCUCUCAUUAACGUCUGUUUGUCUGCAAAAGGAGGAGCUCACUGAAUUAAUUGAAUGGAAUGGAUUUAUGAAUGGAUUCAGGGCUCGUAUUCAUAAGGUUUCUGAGUAGGUGUGCUGAUAUGGAUUCAGCGUUGGAUGUGUGUGUCAUGGUUCUAGAUCAUCAUUCCUAAACUUGCCCUUUUCCCCUCAACACGUCUUCAGAGCAUUGCUGCCAGAUGAUUGGCUGAUUAUUUGCAUUAACAGGCUGAUGUCUACCUAAUAAAGUGAGUGUAUGUUCACUUGGGGCAAAGUUGCCUCACAAGUUGCCAGAAGGAUAGUUUGUAGCCCUGAGAGAACUUUGAUGAGGCUCAGAUUUAGAAUGAAUGUGAACAUCAAGAAAGGCAGAUGUUGCAUUUUAGAGGACAUUAUUCAAAUAAAUCAAUAGAAAUCUGGAGUUUAGUUCAGAAUGCUUUGGCAACACUGUUUAAUCUGCCAUUAAUGCCAUUAGAGCCUGCAUUAAUUAGGACAGCAAUCUUUAGAUAGAUGGAAAGCUCAAAUCUAAGAACAUUUAGCUAUUUCAUAUACUGAACAAAUAUCAAACAACGAAGAAAUAGUUUAUUGUGAGACAUUUAUUUACCUAAGUCUACCAAAUUUAAAACAUAAGUAUUGAAUUUACUGUAAUUCUCAUGUCAUCAUAAGUCGUCAUAACAUCGUAAAUAACAAAAGUAAUAGGUGAGAUAUUAGAUUUUUGCUGCGGUGAAUCUGAGUGCUUUUCAUUGACUUAAUUGAGCCAAAAUUAGGACAUUCUAUGAUUCUUUUUAUUUGUAGUGAAGGAUCAGUAUUCUUUCAGUACUGAUCUGUUUAGCUUGAACAGUGUCUGUUGGGAAUGAGAUUACUAUUUCUAUGGGUAUCAGUGCAGUUUUCACACCAAAUGGCUUUUGAGAACUCAAGUUCACUGUCACUUUGUUGUCUUAUGUGUUGUUGUUGGAAGAUGUCUACGAUUGAAAUGUAAACGUGGAAAAUGUAAAAUGUAAAUGUUGAAAAAACGUGCCUCCAUCUCUUUCAAUGACUGUGGAAUCUUGUUUGCUUGGCCAUGUAAAUUGUAAUACUAUGGAACAGAAAAGGUCAUAUAUUGACUCUGGUGCAAUAUUUGUAUUUAAAGAGCACACAGUUGCCUCUAAAAGUAUUGGAACAGCAAGGCCAAUUCCUUUGUUUUUGCAAUACUCUCAAUACAUUUGGGGUUGAGAUAAAAAGAGACAAGAGAGACUUUUAUUUCCUGGUAUUUAUACCUAGAUGUGUUAAACUACUUCCCUUUAAUUUCCUCUUCAGAAGGUGAAUUGCAUGCUCAAUUAGGUUAAGGUCUCAAUUGGCUUACGACUGAUGACUGGUUUACAUUUUAUGGUAUAGCCUCUAUAUUGCUGCUCUUUAAGUCUUCUUCAAAUGGUGGAUUGAGAUACCUUCACCCCUGCCCUGUGGAGAUUGUUUGUGAUGUCACUGACUGAUGUUUUGGGGUUUUUCUUCACAGCUGUCACAGUGGUUCUGUGAUCAACUGCUGUUCUUUUCCUUGGUCGACUUGCUCAAUGUCUGUUGCUCAGUACGGCAGCUGUUUUUUCUUUUCUUCUUUUAUUUUUUUUCUGGACAUUCCAAGUUGUUGUACUAGCUAUCCACAAUGCUUGUGCAAUGGUUCUGAUUUCCCCUCUUUUCUAAUCUUCAAAAUGGCAGGCUCUCUGGUCUUCAUUUAUCUUUUCUAAUGCAAAUGCAAGCAAAACCCAAGGCUAAAACCAAGAGUAGACAUUCAGGGCUAUUGUUUAACCAAUCAAUCUAACAGGACCCAUCUAGGCAACAAGAAACAACUGUCAGUCACAUGUUCCAAUACUUUUACUCACCUACAAAUUGGGUGGUCUGAUACAAAAGGUGAUAUGUUCGAAGUACAAAUCAAGGUACAAAUACUAGGAAAUAAAAGCAGAAAUUCUGAUCUGUCAUAUCAUGUGCAUCUUUUGACCUGAAACUGAAUUGUCUUCUGUGUAUAGCAAAAACAAAGGAAUUGACCUUGCUGGUCCAAUACUUUUGGAGGUGACUGUAUAUGUAGAACUAUAUUACAUAGCUAUAUUUUGCAAUCACGUAUGUGUAUAUUUGUGCAAAUUAUUUAUUGAGGUUGUGAUAAAUGAACAAAUGUUGUGGCGUAAAAUGACAAUGGAGAAUGUGCAAACCUUGCUUUUAGUAUGUUUGUGUAUGUGUCACAAUGUAAAAUACAUUCCUUGUUUAUGGCA